Messenger RNA from Vombatus ursinus (common wombat), 3301 nucleotides. RefSeq names its product Rho GTPase activating protein 4 (gene ARHGAP4). Gene Ontology annotation, molecular function: protein binding. The coding region runs from base 91 to 3123 and encodes 1010 amino acids. The transcript has 23 exons. The record is from RefSeq and is a predicted model, not a curated record. Lineage: Eukaryota; Metazoa; Chordata; Mammalia; Diprotodontia; Vombatidae. Gene Ontology annotation, biological process: signal transduction; negative regulation of cell migration. Gene Ontology annotation, cellular component: cytoplasm.
CGAAGCGGGGAGCGCUCGCCAGCCUCCGCUCCCCGCAGCGCUACCCGUCCCGAGGCGCCAUCUGCCAUCGCCGUCUCCACUGUCACGGUCAUGGCCUCUCACGGCAAACUGAGGAAGGACCGGGGAUCGCUGACUGACUAUGAAUCUCAGGUCAAAGAGAUCCGAUGGCAGUUGGCAGAGCAGCUCCGGAGCCUGGACGGUCAGGGGGAACUUCGGCGGGAGCUGCUUCAGGAUCUGGGCGAGUUCAUGCGGCGCAGGGCCGAGGUGGAGCUGGAGUACUCCAAGGGACUCGAGAAGCUCAGUGAGAGGUUCCUGGCCCGAGGGGGCCGGACCAGUGGCAAGGACCGAGACCAACAGAACUUCCGGAAGGAGCCGUCCCUUCUGUCUCCCCUGCACUGCUGGUAUGUGCUGCUGCAGCAGACUCGGCAGGAGAGCCGGGAUCACGGGGCCCUCAGCGAGGUGCUGGCCGGGCCCCUGGCCCAGCAGCUCAGUCACAUUGGAGAGGACGUAGGGCGUCUGGUGAAGAAGAGUAAAGAUCUGGAACAGCAGUUACAAGAAGACCUGCUCAAAGUGGUGUCAGAGCUGCAGAUGGCCAUGAAAACCUACCAGACAUACAGGGCAGAGAGCGUGAGCUCGGAGGGAAAACUGAGAGAGGCCGAGCGACAAGAGGAGAAGCGGGCCGGCCGCUGCGGGGAAUUCGGCACCUCGCAGGGCAUAGAUGGUCAUGGCUGGGCUCCUCCUCGAAGAACCUCCCUCAAGAAAGGCGGACGCCUCGUAGAGAAGCGCCAGGCCAAGUUUUUAGAACACAAACUGAAGUGUACCAAGGCGCGGAACGAAUACCUGCUCAGUUUGGCCAGUGCCAAUGCAGCAGUCAGCAACUACUAUCUUCGAGAUGCUGUUGCCAUCAUGGAUUGCAGUGAUUUGGGCUUCCACCUGGCUCUGAGCAAGGUUCUUCGUGGCUACACAGCAGCCGUGACCCGGGCCAAGACCUCCCCUGGUCAGGGCCCGAGCAAACUGGACAUAGCCGUGGACACCCUGGACCCGGAAGGAGACAAAAGCAAAGUGUUGGAGUUCCACGCCUCUGCCUACUGUCCACCUUUCCGAUUUGAAUACCAACCCUAUGAAGGGGAUGAGGUGUCUGAGGUCCAGGUGCCUGUAGACCUGGAGGAUGAAAUCCUUCCUCGAGCCAAGAAUAUCCAAGCCCGCCUGGAUCAACAGAACAUUGAAACCGGGGAGGUCAACAAGACUCUGAAGGCCAGCCUGCAGUCCCUGCUGGAUCAGGCCGCCUCAGAUGACAGCGAUGUGUUAGAUGCCUUCCAGGCCAGCCCAUCCACCGAAUCACUCAAGUCCACGGGAUCUGAUCCUGGCUGUAGGCAGCUCGCACGGAGACGUGGCCAGCAGCAGGAGACGGAGACCUUCUAUAUCCUGAAACUGCAAGAAUAUCUGAGCUGCAGAAGCAUCCUCACCAAGCUACAAGCAAAACAUGAGAAAUUACAGGAGGCCAUUCAGAGAGGCAACAAGGAAGAUUGUGAUGGGUCUCGGGCCCGCUGUGCUAUGACUAGAUCCCAAAGGAAUCGGCGCCCUCGGCCUAGCUCCCAGUACAACCACAAACUCUUUUCAGGAGACAUGGAGAAAUUCAUCCAGAGUUCAGGUCAAGCUGUUCCCUUGGUAGUCGAAAGCUGUAUCCGCUUCAUCAACCUGCAUGGUCUCCAACAUGAGGGCAUUUUCCGAGUACCUGGAGCACAACUUAGGGUUACAGAAAUCCGGAAUGCCUUUGAGAGAGGUGAGGACCCCUUGGUGGAGGGCUACUCGGCCCAUGACCUGGACUCCGUGGCUGGUGUGCUGAAGCUCUAUUUCCGUGGCCUGGAGACACCACUUUUUCCAUCAGAGAUGUUUGGGGAGAUGCUGGCUGCUGUGGAGCUGGAGAGCCCUAGAGAGAGGGCAGAGCUUGUGAAAGGCAUCCUGGGCCGCCUGCCAGGGCCAGUGUUGGUGGUCCUCCGUUAUCUCUUUACCUUCCUCAAUCACCUGGCCCAGUACAGUGAUGAAAACAUGAUGGACCCCUACAACCUGGCCGUGUGCUUUGGGCCCACGCUGGUGGUUGUUCCGCCAGAGCAAGACCCUGUGGCGGUGCAGGGCCGGGUAAACCAGCUGGUUCAGACGCUCAUCCUGCAGCCCGACUUGAUCUUCCCAACCUCUGCUGUGCUGCCAGGGCCCCUCUAUGAAAAGUGCAUGACCCCGCCACAUGAUGAUUUUGGGGAUACUCAACUGGAUGCCACAGCAGAAGAGAGUGAGCAGGAUGUGCCCGUGGAGACAUCGGCUAAUAAAGAGGAGACUCCUGUUCUACCUUUAGAGAGCUCUGGGUCACCCCCAGAGAGUUCUGCCCCAGUCCCUGAGUCUGAGGGAUCUGUGGAAGCUGUGGCUUGCUUUGACUACGUGGGCCGGACACCCCAGGAGCUAACUUUCCAGCGUGGGGACUUACUAUGGCUGCAUACCCGGGCCUCUGGAGAGUGGUGGCGUGGGGAGCGGGCAGGCACCCUGGGGCUCAUCCCCCACAAGUACAUCAAGGUGCCCGAAAAGCCAGAGAAUCGAGUGACUUUGCAGGAAGGACAGGGAGAAGGUGAACUGGUCUCCAAAUCUGAGGACCUCACAGUGGAGCCUAUGAGCCGCAUGCGCACAAAUUCAGAAGGUGGCUAUGGCAGGGCUCGCCCCCAAGCAAGCAGUGGCAAUCCAGUUGGCAAAUUGACUUCACCUUUUCUGGAUCCUACCCACCACCCUUUGACCUUGACGUCAGCUGGCCGAGCUGUGAUACCUGGUGACAGACCAGAGCGUCGAAACACGAUGGAGAUGCCAGGUCCCUCCGGAUGCAACUGGCGCUGCCCAGCCAUCAUCACCAGUGAUAAGAAAUUGGAGGUUGACAAGAACGUGGCCCAGAGGAUGGAAUCUGUCUUUAAGGAGCUCUUGGGGAAGGCCAAUGCCCGGCAGGUGCAGAAGACCUCCGAUACCCUCUUGAGUUCCCCUGAGGCCUCCAGCUCCACUCAACACAGCAGGCGGCCCAUAGGACCCAGUCGAACUGGGAAAAACAAGGUUUUCUUCAGAGGUACUGGGGCCCAGGACUUACCUUGAGCUCCCCAUCUGCCAUCCCCGCUGUGGCUGGGCAUGUACCCCCAGCAUGCAGCUGUUUCUUCAUAGGUAUAUUGGACCUCACCUGUGUUCUUCACUUGCCUUUCUACCCAAACCCCUCUACCCACAUCCCUUUCCCUCAAGAAACCUGAAUAAAAUGGAAGGUUCUGCUGGGCAAAUA